AUGACGUCCGACCCCCGCCCAAAACAAGAUCGGAAUACAGGGUCAAUAUAUCACGCAAACUUAUCGCCUGCUCAAGUCAUUGCAGAGGCGUGGCGACGCGAGUCUCCACAAAGCCAAGAAUUUUGGCGGCAAGCAGAGGCAAAACGCAAGGAACUCUACACAAUACCCAGAUCACCUAACCCACGGGGAAAGAUGUAG
Molecule: messenger RNA, 198 nt
Organism: Suillus subaureus
Lineage: Eukaryota; Fungi; Basidiomycota; Agaricomycetes; Boletales; Suillaceae
Exons: 1
Coding region: 1-198 (65 amino acids)
Source: RefSeq, a predicted model, not a curated record